AUGGGGCUACCUGCCCUGAUCACCCGCAGACGACUGGUCACGCAAAUCGCCAAACAGAAGAGUGUAUCAAACCAGCUCUUAAUCAAAUUGUACCUGUACAACGUGCCGAAGAUAAGUAUCGACUUGUACUACGACAUCGUUUCUGCGCUGAAACGGGAUGGGCCUAGGGUUCAGGAAGAGACUCGUAUUUUUAAUGUGCCCCAUUUCUCGGACGAAAAUUUGAUUUUGUAUAAAUAUUUCCAGUAUGUACAUUCAGGAUGUGAUAAAGAAAAGUUACUAAAAUUAAUGCUCCUUCUGUAUAACAAAAAGUUACGAGAAUACAACGAUAAGAAAAUUUAUUUUUACAAUUCGUGUGUGCAUGUGCACAAUUUUGUCUUCGAACAUUUUUUUUAUUACCUUUCCAAUUUGUCCUACUUGAGGAGAGCAGAUGGAAGGAGCGUCCAUAGCAAGUACACACUGCACACAGAUUUCUUCCUAUACGCAUUGGACUUUUAUUUGUUUCAUUUGACAAAAAAUUGCAAAUUUCUGAGCAUUGAACAGUUGAAUGUGCUUUCAAAUAUUUACUCAAAUGUGAGCAUCUCCCCAGAUGGACACUCCGGCGAAGGAAACUCCCGGAUGGGAGGAGAAUGUAUACAGAGGGAAACUGGGGCGAAGAAGGACUCGUCCGUAGCGUCCGCCAACAUAGUUGAAACGAACGCAAACAACAAGAUAUGUCUGCUGUUUAUUCAGAUAUCCAGGGGCAUCAUCGCCCAAACGCAGUCCUACAUCUUGAGAAAACGCACCGCUUCGCGAGAAGAGGUCACCACCCCCAUAAAACUAACCCAAACAAAUGUCAACACGUGUAAGACAAUUUUAAAUCAACUCUUAAACAAAAGCGUAUCAGAACAACAUCGAGAAUAUAUCAUUUUAAAAAAAAAGUACAAAAACAAAUUGCUAAAUGUGAACACUUUAAAAAAUUACCUGAACGCUAUUAAAUACCUGAAUAUUAUUAACAUAAAAAAAUAUGUAUACAUGAUCCUUUACCUAUAUUUUAAUUCAUUCGUAUUUAAUAAGUCGGUCUACUUUUCCUCUCUCAUCUUUUACCUUUUACAAAAAUAUAAUUUACACCACACGUACCUGUUUAACAUACUGUUUAUCAAGUUUAACUUAUUUUUUUUGAAUUACAAAACUUUGAAUGAGUACAACAAAGGGGUGUUGCUUGAUGCAGUUGGGAGAUAUAUUGACUCCCUUUUGACAUUUCGAAUUAAGCAAAGUGGUCAUGGCAAACUCAAAGCAACAGAGACAAAUAUAAGUCCCAGAGAGGACCACCCGGACGAACUUUUCUCCAAGAUAUAUCACAACGAAUUUGUAGAAAAUGUACACAUUUAUAAAAAACUCCACGAGGAGGAGUACAAAUGCGGAAGAAAUUACCCCAAACAUUUUACAUACUUUGAAAAUGCCUUAUUCAACUUGUUUAAAUAUUUGUAUCACAAUGUCAUAUUCGUGGAAGGCGGAAAAUUGACAGGAGGGACAAACUUCGGGGAGGAAGAAAGUGUUACACGUAUGCGCAAAAUUUUUGUGGACAAAAAAUAUAACAAAUUUUGCCUGACCUGGUCAGAACAUUUUUUGUCAAAUGUUGUGUUGCUGUCCAAUUAUGUGCAGAACUGCCUCCCCAUUCUUUUUUCCUUCAUGCAAAGAAUUGUCAUGGUUGGGGUGAAAUACACCAGACAGGGGACGAAGCGAGUCGGGACUUUCACUUUACAUAAGAGAAACAUACUCAUUCCUUGUAACGAAGGGGAGAAAAGCGCCCAAGCACCAUGUUCACGGUAUGCACACCUGUGUAGGAAUAAUCCCCAUGUGAAAAAAAAAGUAGCAUUAAACCCAUUUUCGUCCCUUUUGACGCACAUAUACGGCACAUUUAAACAGGUAGUUGUUAACUGCAGCCCAAAUGAUGAAGAGAAAAUUACGAAGAAACCCCCCAAAUGGGAAGAAGAAUCGAUUAUGUUUAAGAACAUAAAAAAAAAUAGCAAUAACAAAAUGCGUACGAGUCUCACACAUUACUACGUUAGCAGCAGUUUUAAAAAAAUCAGUGACGGGAACUUGAUUAAUGAGAAAAACAUUUUGACCUUCUACUGCGACAUAUAUUUUAAUAACAACAUUGUGGAGGUUGACGGGCCCAAGCAUUUUCUUAUAUACUACAAUGUUCAGAAUAAUGGUGACGAGGGCAGCCAGGACAAGCAGUUUGGUCAGGGAAGCCAAGACAGGCAGUUUGGCUCGAAUUGUGAGCUCCCCUUCAUCGCCAAGCAUAGGGACAUAUUCGACUUCAAUUUUGUGUUUCCUUUCUUUUUCAACAACGCAAACGUGAUGCAUUUGAAGGAUCACCAAAGUGGACACUUCUACUUUUAUAAUGACAAGAGCUUGAAGAAAAACUUUUUUUUGUACAUCAACGGUUAUUUUGUAAAGCACAUAAACUGCUACGAUCGGGACAUCAUGAGCUUCAAAUAUUUGCACGAUGUGUUGUUCAGGCGAAGGAGCGACUUCCACGUCGCGCGGUGUGGAGCAUAUCAUUAG
Molecule: messenger RNA, 2550 nt
Organism: Plasmodium fragile
Lineage: Eukaryota; Apicomplexa; Aconoidasida; Haemosporida; Plasmodiidae
Exons: 1
Coding region: 1-2550 (849 amino acids)
Source: RefSeq, a predicted model, not a curated record